This is a messenger RNA of Formica exsecta, 4779 nucleotides long. RefSeq lists its product as uncharacterized. NCBI's taxonomy places the organism in Eukaryota, Metazoa, Arthropoda, Insecta, Hymenoptera, Formicidae. Gene Ontology annotation, biological process: regulation of transcription by RNA polymerase II. Gene Ontology annotation, molecular function: DNA-binding transcription factor activity, RNA polymerase II-specific; sequence-specific DNA binding. The coding region runs from base 154 to 3555 and encodes 1133 amino acids. Gene Ontology annotation, cellular component: nucleus. The record is from RefSeq and is a predicted model, not a curated record. The transcript is spliced from 20 exons.
GUCAUAUGCGGUGAAAUUUUGCCGCCUGGUUUUCCGGUACGAUUAGGUUAUCAUCUGUUAUCGUGGAUUGUGUAGUUUGAUUAAUUUUAUGCAUCGGUGUACCUCGAUGCUUCAAGAUAUCACUUUUAUUUGCAAUCAGCAGCUACAGGUAAAAUGCCAAGACCAAGGCUGUUUACACGUUCUGUUCUAACCAGACGUCCAAUCAACAUGACAUUAAAUUUAGAGUGUACAGAGGAGCCUCUGAGUGAAGCACAAUUGAUAUCAAGGACAAAACUCAAAGAGGAUUAUGAUAGGGUUACAGCUAUAUUAGAAGAACUAGUUAAAGAUCAUGGUGGUAAAUUGGUAUGUCAAGCAGGUGUUGUCAGUGGCUAUCAGUAUACAUUACCUACAAAUCCAACAGCAACAUCAACGGUAAUUCAGAAUAAUCCUCAGAUUUUAAACGUUACCCAGCAAAACAAAAAUUCAACUCCAAUUAAAUUAAAUAUUGGUAAUGCAACUGGAUCUCAAGGGAACAUUCAACUAGUAGUUGAUCCACGUAUGGGAGUCAUUGUGGGACCUGUUACACAAACCCAAGGAACAACUACUACAACUACAUCUGUGGUUUCAACCGCUGCACAGUCUCAACAAGAAAAUUACAAGUAUACCAGAUCUGGACGGAGGACAAAAGUUCUUCAACCACAACAACCUGAUAUUAUAGAGGAGCCUGCAUCCACAGUUACUCGUUUGAGACCAAAGACUGGACCAGCAACGCAUGUUGUUGCAUCAACUGCUACUAUUCCACAAGGUACGACAAAUCUUAGGAUAAAAACUGUUAAUAAGCAUCAAUCAGUAAGUCAACCAACUGUCAAACCUACUGAGCACACUAGUAUAGGAGGAAUAUCUGUUGGCUAUAAUACAGUCAGUGAACAGAUUGAUGAAGCCAAGAAGAACCAGCCUGAUGGCAGAGAAUUUACGUUUAACAAAACUACCGGCGGUCGAACUUUUCCAUCCCUAGUAGUAGUAGCAAGACCAAAUUUACGUAGCAAAGAUAUCGGAUCGCAAAUUGCACAAAAAGAAAGACAAGCAUUAGAUGCUAAAGUUAAAAGUGUGCUCAUGUUUUCUGCUACGAAAUUCGCCGAAUGGUUAAUACAGCAAGGUUUAGUAAGAUCGGAACAAUAUUGUUUGCAACAUAGCUCAAAUUAUCAAAAGACUAAACUCAAGUUAGGAAUGUACAGCGAUCAAGGAACAUUCCCUUAUUCCGGCGGUUAUGUUUGGAUAUCUAGUUGUUGUCCUGACAGAUUUGUUUCUGUUUUUUCUGGUUCUCUCUUUCAAGGGGCUCCUUACACACCUACAGUUCUGUUAAAGUUGAUUUAUCAUUGGGCAUGUCAGACUAAUGUGCAAAAUGUAGUCUCCUGGGUGAAAGUAUCUAAUAUAUAUUUGAAAAACUUUUAUACGAAUCUACGUAGCAUUUGUACAGCAGCAGUAUGGGACAAGAGUCGUAAAAUGGGCGGUAAAAAUUCAGUGAUACAGAUUGGUGUAAUUAGUCUGGGUACCACAUCGCAAGAUGGACAUUUGCGACAGGUUAAAGUCGAGGUUCUUGGUGUUCUGGAUCCAUCUACAUUGGACAUACGAUUGCGCGCUUGCGAACCAAUGCAGAACGGAGAUAGGUCAUUCAAAAGACGAUUUAAUAAUAUUUUACACCCGUUGAAAGAAUGGGUUCAUACAGAUUCAAAAAUAAUGACUGACUUUACUGUUGACAAAAGUACCCUGCAUGAUAUGGGCUACAAUCAUGUCAUGCAAUCUGCGUUUGCAGAACAGACAUCUAGAAACUUCAUGAGUAAUUACCAUAUUAUGGAAUAUCUUAGAAAAAUUGUGCCGAGAAUGUUUCAAAAUACGUUGAGUUUGCUUAGUAGACAAAUGAUACAACAGUUCUUAGAUGAGUUAAUAUGGAGAGAGAUGUAUGGAGGUACAUCGGAACGUGCGUUUGACAAUAUUAUUCGACACAUUGCGGAACAAACCAAACUCGAUUCCAGUGACAAUCUGUUAGAUCGCUUAGCAAAAAUCGCUGCUAAUCCAUUUAAUAAUUGGUCUUAUUCAAGCAGUCAAUCAAUAAUUGAUACAGGAAUACCAGUAAUAUCCACAAAAGAUUCAAUUCCGAUAACUGAUGUAGCAUCGUCUCAGAACAUUAAAAUCCCUGAUACGAUUCCAAUAAAACCUAGUCUGAAACGGGGAAGAAAACGGAUUCAUCCUGUAACAAGUUCGGAAUACGAACUACAAAGAACUGCGAUCGAUUUCAAGAAUAAUAAAGAAAAAGAUGAUAAAGACGAAAAGGAAUCGAAAGAUCAAAUUCAGUUCCAAGAAUUGUAUUAUGCUACAAUGGAAGGUGAUAAGAACCUGAUCUUAAAGGAACGCAAAUCUCCAUUAUAUUUCAAGUGUUUCCUCUGCACGACGGUGAUGAGAUCUAAUACCGAAGUGAUGGAGCAUAUGGUUAGUCAUGUACCCCCGCAAGUACCCGGUCAAUCGGAAUUGUCGGUAUGCCGGUACUGUUGCACCGCGCUUUCAUCGCAGCAUCAAAUGCUUACGCAUGUGACAGAAACACACAGCAAUUUUGGUCAUUCUGACGGUCUUAUGGUAGUUUGCGCUAUUUGUGAAGAGAAAUUCGGAAAAAGCAAAUCGUUAAUCGAGCACCUGUCAUUAAUGCAUUGUCCUUCGGAGAUGCCAUAUCGUUGCGAAAGUUGCGGUUAUCGCACGUCCAGUCAUAAGGAUGUCAUAGAUCAUUAUUAUAAAGUCCAUGAUAAAGGCGAAGGAUUACAAUGCCCUUACUGCCUCAAGGUAAUACAAUUUGUGAACGAGGGUAAUCCGAGCGCGUCCAAUGUUCACGUUUACUUGUCGCACAUGCAAAGGCACAUUGUAAGAAGGGAUCAAGGAAAAGGCAAUAAGUGUUCAAAAUGUUGUCUUUGGUUCAAUCAAAAAAGUUCGUUGACGAUACAUCAGCGAGAAUUACAUGACUAUGUCUUUAAUUCAAAAGCGAUACCAUAUUCUGUUAGUAAAAGUGGAAUAAUGGUCCCAAAAGAACGACCAGAAAUGAUACGAUUUACUGUAGAUAGUCCACCGCCCGAGUUACCACCGGACGAAAAAAUACAAAAAUGGAGUACUGGUCCAAUAACAGUGAACACUUCCACCAGAUAUUUAGCAUGCCAAGAAUGCGAAGAAGAUAUUGAUGAAGAAGAGCAUUAUCCAGGCGAACAGCGAUGUCAACAGUGCCGUUAUGUCACAUGUUGUUGGCGCGCAUUCCAAGAACAUCAACAACAAAUCCAUAAUGAAAGGCCGAAGACCAGUUUGAUCGUGCCAUCUCCUUUAAUUAACAUCCCGCUAGAAAAGAAACUACAGUGUCCGUGCGGUUACACAUCGACUGACGGCAAUCAAUUAGCAAGACACUUGACAAAAUGUAAAAAGGUAUUAGCACGUUCUAUUGAAGAAUCGGCACCAUCUGGUAUGCUCGACAGUUUAGGAUUAGUUCCGAGAACCUCUUCUGAGGAAGCUGAAGCAUAUGAGAAAUCCAAUUCAUGCAAUUAAAUGACAUAAAAACAAAAAUGUAAUUGCUAUCAAUAUGAAUGAAAUAAUUGCUGUAUUAGGAUGAUUGAGGUAUAUAAACAGAUAUGAAACUCUUCUGUGAAAAAAAAUAUGUAAAACAUGACUUUAUCUAGUUGAUAACAAGAAUCUGCUAUAUUGAAUCUUUUUUUUCGAUUCUAUAGCAUCUAAAAAAAUUGGAAUAAAACUUUUAUAAAUUGUGUUAUAGAAUCAAAAAAGAAUAUUCAAAAUUAUUCUAUUAAUCCAGACUUAUUUUGUCAUAUCAUUGUUGUACAAUAUUAUACAUUGACAUUUAAAUUUACGUAUGUUUUUUUUUAUUUGAGCAGUUAAUCAACGAAAAAUAAUAAACGCAAAAAACAUAAUAAUAUAGUUUAAUGCUGAGUCUUCGCUUAUGUUUUAAAAUACAUAAGCUAAAUAUGUACUUGUUAUAUAUUGAUAUAAUUAGAAAAGACAUACAAUAAUUAUUGUAUGUUGUUUUGUAUAUUGAUACUAAUAGAGAAUUGUGUAUGUCAAAUUUAAAAAUACAUUUUACGCACAUAGGAAUUAUAUAUAAAGCAAAGGCAAGUAUACUUUAUAAAUUACAGAUACUUCCUCAUUUACUGAUAUUUCCUCAUUAUAAAAAUUUAGUUUAUGUAGUAAUAUAAUAUAUAAAGUGUAUUUAGUUACAUAUCAUAAUUAAACGAUUUAAUUACGUUAUAUUUAUUUUACUUACGUAAUCAAUAGUAUAUUUUAAUUACACAUUUUGCACAUAAAGAUUAUUGCAUUAAACAAAAGCACUUGCACAGUACAGAAGCCAAUAAACUGUUUCAAGUAAACAUAUUUGAUGAACAAGAAGUAACAAUACAGAGUUUUAUUAAAUGUUUAUUUAGUAAUUACGUCUUCAUGUAUGAAUAAGAAACGCAUACAUAUUUACUUCUCAUGUGUGUGUGUAUGUCAGAGAUACGAAUAUAUAAUACUAACUGACGAGAUAAAACGCACGGAAUUGUUUAUCAAUUUAAAAACUUGAGGCAAAAUUUUCGAUAAUUAUUUGCGUGAAGUUAACAUACAAUAUAGUCCGUCAUUCUGUACUUAUCUUUACCUAUAUUCCUAAUAAGCUAUUAACACUUUUUUUUAUUCUUUUUGUGAUAUUUUUCAUUUUUUUUAUAUUUUUAUAUUUUUUUAUGUUGUCCAUUAUCAAGUCAACACUAAAGAACGCAUUUAUUAGCAAAA